This is a messenger RNA of Paramecium primaurelia, 10763 nucleotides long. The record is from the annotation of a GenBank genome assembly. Lineage: Eukaryota; Ciliophora; Oligohymenophorea; Peniculida; Parameciidae.
AUGAAUCAAUAAGGUACUAAUCUCUUUAUACUUAUUGUUUUUGGUCUGCUAAAGUAAUAAUCAUUUUAAUAAGAGAUUAUGCUUAUCUGAUUGCGGAUACUUAAAAACUGGAUCUACUUUACUCAGUUUAACUGACCCUUAAUAAUAACUAGACAUCAAUUUAGAUAAUAUAGUGUUAUUAGGCACUUCAAACAUUGGUUAUGGGUUAUGGAUAAAGUAUUAGCCUUUUGUACCUAUUUCUUAGAUUAGUAUGAUUUUGAAUUGAUUAAUUAGCGACUUCAAGUUCAUCUACAGGUGGUAUUAUAUUCAAAGAGCCUGUAGAAUCAGGAUUUUUUAUAUAUAUGUAAUAAUAAAAGGAUACAAAAUUUAAUAUGUUAACUGUUUAUAUUACAAUUACACCGACAACUAAUAAAAUAAUGCAUAAUAUAUUUUAUUCAUUUUAAUCAACAACAGGGACUAUUUCUUUCAAUUUUGAAUUUGAUGAAUAUGAAGGAAGAUGGAUUUUAUUUUAUGUAUAUUAUGAUCUUUUGUAAAAAUAAACAACAGUAGGUUUUUAUUAAGCAGAAUAAACUGUAUCAACAAAAACAUAGUAAUUAUAAGACAUCCCUUCUUUAGUAAAAUAUGUUAGACAUAUAAUUGGUGGAGUAUAAGAAAUAAAAAAUUAAUUAGGAGAGAUUUUGAGUUUGUAAUAAUUUAAAGGAAGAAUAUCAACAUUAUUUAGCAAAGAGCAAUUAAAUAUAUUUUUAGAUUUAAAUUAAUUUUUAUCAACUUGUGAGAUAGUUCCAUCUUGUUUAAUAAAAACAUAUUUGUUAUCAGGGUAUAAUUAAGUAUUUACUGGAAAUCGAUUCACAAAUAAUAGUACAAGUCAAUUAGAAUAUCAAAGUUAUGUUAUUUAAGGUUGGAUUAAAAUGGAAUUUUUAAGUGAUGAUUAUUAUCUUGAAACAGUUAUAUUAAGAAUUUCAAUAAAUAGUAAUUAUAAUGAUGAUAUGACAAUUGGAGAUAAAGAAUUAUAUUUAAAGUAUUAUUAAAGUAUUGUACCUACUUAAAAUGGUUUUUCAAUAACAACCUACACAUACAAUUUUCCAGUAGAAACAAAAUAAUAGAGUUCAGGCACUGAUAUCAUAACGGUAACAGGACCAUAAUACUAAAAUCUGUUAAUUGAUUGGCAUUAUAUAUAAUAUGAGAUUGGAACAAAUAAUAAUAAUGGAUAACCUUUAUUUUCAAUAUAUUUUCCAUCUUUAGAUAAAGUAUUUGAAUAUAAAUGGACUGUACCUAUAAAUCAUUUUACUGGAACUAUUCUAUAUUAUUUUGUUGGAGGUGACAAUUUUAUUAAAAAUUAUCUAAUUGGAUAAUUAAGUGAUUUAACUUUGAUUACUUAUUGUACAACACCAACAAUAACGUUAAAUCCUAAAUGUCAUUAUUCUUGUAAUACAUGUGAUGGUCCUGGUAUAUCUAAUUGUUUAUCAUGUCCAAUCAACAGUUUUAGAGUUCAAUCUAUUACUUAAAAGACAUGUACUUGUAAAAAUAAAUAUGUUGAUAUUGAAAAUGAUCCAAUAUGUUAACCAGUUGUUGUUAAAUUUCCUUAACUUGAAGAAGAUGAAAUUUAAGUUUUAUGUAACAAAAGAUGUUUUGAUAGUUGUGAUAAUAAUAUAUAAAAAUGUCUUUUCGGUCAUUUUUUAUAUAGAGAUAAUUGCAUAUAAUGGUAUUUAUAAUAAAUAAAUAAGUCCUGGUUAUUAAUUGUAUAGUACAAGAUAUUAGAUCUUUUGUUCAAAUUGUUUUUUUGAUUCUGUAAGUUUUGCUUAGAAUUUAUAAUGUUUAGAAGAUACCAAUACUUAUUUAUAUGAUGAAGAUAAUUCAUAUUUCACCAUUUAAAGACAGAAUAGAGAAAUUGAGUUUUAUAUAGCUAAUUAAAAUUUAGAAGGUUAGUAUGAAUUGACAUUAUAAUAUGGAUUUGUAUAAUCUGGUACAUGCAAAUAAGGAUUUUUUUUGGAUUCUAAUAAAUAAUGCAGUGCUUGUUUAGAUGGUUGUGAAACUUGUGUUAAAAAAGGAAUUUGUUAAAAGUGUUUUUCAAAUUAUGCUUUAACAGAUGAUUAUCUAUGUUAAUAAUGUUUAAGUUGUAGUGAUUGUACAUUCUAUAAUAAAAAUACACAUUGUAGAUCUUGCAAAACUGGAACAUAUUUAAAUUCUGAAGGAUUAUGUUAAUCUUGUGGAUAAUAUUGUGCUAGUUGUAACAACUAAGGUUAAUGUAAUUAUUGUGAUAAUCCUAUUACAUAUUUCUUAUCAUUUGAUGGUAAAAAUUGUGAAAUUUGCACUAUUCCUAAUUGCUAAAUUUGUUAUCAUUAUUUUAUUAAAAAUGAUAUAACACAUACAAAAUUUGAUAUAAAUACAUCUAUAAUUGAUAUGGCUGAAUCUUAAUUAUUUAUUGGUUGUGCACUCUGUCAAUAAAACUAUUACUAUAAUUUAAUUACAUUAUAAUGUGAAAUAGCACCUUUAAUCUCUGGAAAUGGUUCUACUAAUCCUAGUGAUCCUGCUCCUCCUAAUGAUUAAAAUGAUAAGAUUAAUGAAGUAUCAACUGAUUCAUGCACUUUUGGUCUAAUAAUAGAUUCUUUAGGUACAAGUCAUUGUUUAAUAAGUUAAUACAGUGUAACUUCAACUCAAAAUAUCUUUUGCUCAAUAAUUAUUAAUUGUUAAUAGUGUAUAUCUAAUUAUCUUUCUGCCAGUACAUUUUGUAUAGUAUGUGUUGAUGGAUAUUAUUCAAGUAUUUUAACUGGUAGAUGCAUUUAAUGUGAAUAAAAUUGUAAAACAUGUAUACAAUAAAAUAAAGAAUACUAAGACUUUUGGAAAUGGGGAAUUAAAGCUUAUUAUAAAUAUGUUUUUAAUUAAGAUGACUCUCAUCCUUUUGAAUAAUAUGCAACAUCAACUUUUGAAUCAGAUUUUGAAUUGAUUUGUACAUCAUGUCCUAAAGGAUAUAUUCUUUAUGAAUUCACUUGUAUUAAAGAUUGUAAUGAAGAUUGUACAGAAUGUAACAUAAUUAAUGGAAUUUCAAUAUGCACUUAAUGCUUAGAAACUCCAUAUGGAUAUUUAAAGAGUCAAGAUUCUAAAGGGAUAUGUCUAACUUGUCCAAAUUAUUGUGCUGCUUGUUUAGAGAGAUCAACAGAAGAAAUUCAAAAUAUUAAUCCCUAUUUUAUUAUUACAUAGAAUAAUAUUAAAUAUACAAGAAUUUGUUAUGAAGAAUUUCAAUAAGAUACUACUGAAGGUUCAUACUACAAUGAUUAAAAUAUCUAAACAAUAACAUUUUGUGAAAAAUAUGAUAAAUGUUAUCAUAAAGCUAUACUUAAAUAAAAUGUGUAUUGUUAAUAAAGUUUAUAUAAUUCUGAUUUAUAGUAGAGUACAGAUUAAUAAGUGUUUUUAUAAAACAACAUAUUUAUAGAUGUACUUUUUGAAAUUGGAUAUUUAAGAAUAGUAGAAUCUUCAAGUUUAUAUACUUAUUUUAAUGAAAAAGUAAUCAGAGAGGUUGAAUUUUAAUUUAGAUUUAUCUCACAAAAUGGAUUAUCAUGUUAUAUUUAAUAAGAUUCUAAAUUAUUAAAUAUAAUAUAACAAAAUGUAUUUUCCAUUUAGUAAGUUAAUUUAAAACUUAUUGGUGAUAAAUAUCCUACUACUAUAAUAAUAGAUAAAAUUUUAUAAAUAAAAAAUUUUGGAUCUAUUACAUUUGAAAAUAUAUAAUUUCAAACUGCUAUUUAAGAUAACAAUAAUUCUUAAUAAUCUCAUAUUGUUUUGAUAAAUACUUAAUUAAAAAUGAACUUAAUCAUAAAUGAUUGCAUAUUUACUACAACUAAUUCAACUCAAUAAUUGAAGCAAUUCUAAUUUAUUUCUGAUUAAGGAUAUUCAUUAAAUAUUGAAAAUCUUAUCAUUAGAGACUUUAAAGUUUAAGAUUCAUAAGUAUUUUAAUUUUAAAUUUCUUCAGGUUUUGAAUAAAAAGUUAUAAUAUCAAGAUUAUAAAUUAUUACUUCAUAUUUAAAAAAUACAAACCUCUUUAAUUUUUAAGCCAAAUCUAAUGAUCUCUUUGCUAAUAUCUAAAUGAAUUAAAUAUCUAUAACUGAUACUCAAUUUGAUAAAUCUAAUUUAAUAUACACAUAAACUUAACUUGAAUAUGAUAUUGGAACAGUUACUAUUAAUAAUUUGAAUUUAAUUGCUGUUACUUUAAAUGAUAGAUCAACAAUAUUUUCAAUCUAAGGUGCUUCAUCUUUUAUAACAAAAACAGUCACAGUUAUAGAUUUAAUUCUUAAGAAUAAUUCUUAUUUUUAUUUUUCUAAUAUUAUUUAGAUAUCAGACUUAUAAUUUAAAAACACUAUGAUUUAAAAUAGUACACUCAUAACUAAUGAUGUAAAUUAUGCAAAUUCAGAUGAAUCAAUGUUAAAUGCUGCUAAAAUUUCAAUUAUUAAUUGUAAAAUAGAGAAUCUUAAAUAUACAAAUGCAUAAUCAAUUUUAAGAAUAAUUUUAUAUGAAAAGAUUAAUAAUUAGAUAUUUUAAAUUGAUUCAUUUACACUCAAUAAUAGUAUAUCAUUACUUAAUGAAAUACCAAAUUAUAUUUCAUAUGAAGAAUCAAAUAUUUAUAUAGAGUGUUAUUAAUGUAAAUUGAUUUCAGUUUAUAUUUAAAGAGGAUAUGGACUUCCUGAAAUCACAAUAUUACAUUCAUAAAAUCUAAAUAUAAAGAAUUUGUAUCUUUCUUAAUCAUCUAAUUAUUAUUCUAAAACUUUGCAUUAAUCUUUUGAGUGUGUUAAUAAUUAUGCUUAUUCUCAGAUGUUUCAUUUUCUGUAUAUUGGAUUAUACUAAAAUAUUACAAUAAAGAAUUUAUAACUUAGCAAUAGUAUUACAUAUAACAAUCCUUUUAUUAUCAUUAAAGGAUAUGACUUAAUGGAAAAAAUAUAAAAUGAAUAAAUUGAUAUAAUAGAUUCUAUUUUUGAUUCUAAUAUGCUUAUUAUCACAAAGGCCAACCGAGCUACUUCUAUCAUAUCAAUUUUAUCAGAAUAAUCAUCAUUUGUCACAUUUAGCAAUGUAAAAUUCUAUUAUAAUCAUCUUAAUCAAUAUUUUUAAGAUUUAUCAAGAUAAUCAACUUCAACAUUACUUAUUCAAUUAUAAUAAGGUAAUUUUUAUCUUGAAAAUUCUUAUUUUAAACAAAAUUUGGUUACUAAUUCCACUGAUUCUAUUUUGUAUUUAAAAGCUAUAAGCAUAGGAAUAACAAAUACGAAAUUUCAAAAAAAUAACAUCCUUUAAUUUUCUAUAAUUGGCUAUAAUAUCUUGUUACCUGAUGAUAAUAAUGAUAUUGAUGGUUAAAGUUUAAUUAAUGUUUUACCAAUUAGUUCUAAAAGUGGAAAUGGAUUAUUAAUUGCAACAUAUCUUACUUUAGAUAAAGUGAGAAUAGAUUAAUCUUUUUCUAAUUAUGGAGGAGGAUUUUAUAUUAAUACAUAAGGUAUAAGCAGUAUUAUAAUAAAAAAUUCGAAAUUCUUAAAUACAUAAACUUCAAUGAUUAGUUCUUCUUUUUCAACUGGAGGUUGUAUUUAUAUAGAUGCAUAAUUAUCAAAAUUAACAUUAAUUAUAUAAUCAACUACUUUUGACUCCUCUUUUAGUAGAUUAGAAGGAGGAGGCAUAUAUAUUAUUCCAUCUUAAUAAGAGAAUAAUAUUGAAAUGUCUAAUUUAAAUGUAAUAGAUUGUUAUUCCAUAAAAAGUUCAUUUCUAUCAUUUUCAUCAUCAAGUUUGGAUAAUAUAAAAUCAUAAAUUGAUAUUAGUGGCAUAAUAUUUGAGAAUACUUAAAAAGGAUUUAAUACUUUUAUAUCACUUUUAUAAUCUCCAACUAUUUCAGAUCUUGAUUCUAUUCGUAAUAGUAAUGCUUUGAUAUCAAUUAAAUAUGCAAGUGUAAAUAUAAACAAUUGUAGUUUUUCAUCUACCUAAUUCUCAUAUUUCUUGAACAUAGAAUCUGCCAUCAAUAUUUAUUUAUAGAAUAUUGAAAUCAUUAAUUCUACAAUUUUAUAUUCACCACUCCUCAAAUUAAGUUUAAGAUAAUGUAAAUAUUAUAUUAUUUAAAUUUAGACUAUUAUGGUAUUCUUAUAAUUAAAAAUCUUACAAUUUAAAAUGUUAUAUAAAAAUUAUAGAUUGUAGAUACUCCUUGUUUAGUAACAAGUUUCAUAAUUAAGGAACCUUUAACUUGUCCAUUAAUAUUCCCAUCUUAAAGUAAAAAUUUAUCUGAUUAUGAUACAUCAUAAAAUUAGUAAUUAUAAAUGGAAUGUAAUAAGUACCUUAUUUAUUAAAAUGUCACUUAUAAGUUCAGUCUUAUAGAAAUAGAUGAUCUUAAGGUAAGUCAUCAUUUUUAAGCAGAAAACUUAUAAUUUGAUUCUAUUCAAUGUUCUGAUUGCUAAUAUGGACUUAUUACAAUUGAAGAGAUAGAAAAGUUAGAAGUUUAAAAUAUCUUAUUUUCAAAUGUAAUUAUAAGAGAUAGUAAUUGCGGUUAAACAGGAUGUAUAUCAUUACUUCAAUAUGAAAGUAAUGCAAUAUUAAGAAGUGAUUUAUUAUCAUCUGCUACUAAUUAAAGAGUACUUUAAUAACACGAUUACUAUAAUUUAACUUACAAUUUAAAUUAUUAAGCAAAAAUAAUUAAUUCUAGAUUUAUUAAUAAUAAUGCUAUUUAUGGAGGAUCAAUCUUUAUAGUUGAAAUAACAUCUAUAUUGCAUGCCUGUUAUUUUAGAAAUAAUACAGCUAGUAUAGGAGGUGCUAUUUAUUAUUUUUCAAAGUAAGCCCAAUUAUAUAUUUUUGAUUCUUAAAUACUUGAAAAUAAAGCUAAAAUAGCUGGGGGAUUAUACUUAAAUUCUUAAUCAUUACAAACUACAACUAAACUUGAUGUUUAUUUAUCAAAUAAUAAUUCAACACUUUUUGGUUCUGAUGUUUUAGAAAAUCCUAGAUCUUUAACAAUGUCUGUUGAUGGAGGAAAAACAUUUCUAGCAAAAAAAUUGAUAUCCAAAACUUCAACAUCAUUAGUUGAAUAAAUUGUCAUUACACCUUAUAAGAUUUUAGGUUAUUCUUAAAAAGUUAAUUUUAUUAUGUUUCCAUCUGGAAGAGCCAUAGGAUCGUAUAAAUAUUUUGAUCAAUAUACAUCUCAGUAUAUUCCUUACAAUCUUACAUUUAGAAUCAUAGCUCUUAACAAAUAUAACACUUAAGAAAAGAAAUUAGAAGGAUCUACUUGCACUAUUACUCCAACCAUUAUGAAUUAUACUAGCAAAGAAAUCCUCACAGGAUUAGUUGGAAGUUUAUCAUAUACAACUGUAAAAUUUAACUAAACUUCUGGCGACUUUAAUUUAGAUGAUUUAAUUAUCUAUUUUAAUCCUACUUAUGAGGCAGAAGUUAUUAUGUAAUUAUCAAUAUUCUGUAAUAUCAUCUCAAUACCUUAAUAUGAAUCUACUCCUCCUUAUUCUAUUAAUAAUACAAUUNUAAUUAAGGAACCUUUAACUUGUCCAUUAAUAUUCCCAUCUUAAAGUAAAAAUUUAUCUGAUUAUGAUACAUCAUAAAAUUAGUAAUUAUAAAUGGAAUGUAAUAAGUACCUUAUUUAUUAAAAUGUCACUUAUAAGUUCAGUCUUAUAGAAAUAGAUGAUCUUAAGGUAAGUCAUCAUUUUUAAGCAGAAAACUUAUAAUUUGAUUCUAUUCAAUGUUCUGAUUGCUAAUAUGGACUUAUUACAAUUGAAGAGAUAGAAAAGUUAGAAGUUUAAAAUAUCUUAUUUUCAAAUGUAAUUAUAAGAGAUAGUAAUUGCGGUUAAACAGGAUGUAUAUCAUUACUUCAAUAUGAAAGUAAUGCAAUAUUAAGAAGUGAUUUAUUAUCAUCUGCUACUAAUUAAAGAGUACUUUAAUAACACGAUUACUAUAAUUUAACUUACAAUUUAAAUUAUUAAGCAAAAAUAAUUAAUUCUAGAUUUAUUAAUAAUAAUGCUAUUUAUGGAGGAUCAAUCUUUAUAGUUGAAAUAACAUCUAUAUUGCAUGCCUGUUAUUUUAGAAAUAAUACAGCUAGUAUAGGAGGUGCUAUUUAUUAUUUUUCAAAGUAAGCCCAAUUAUAUAUUUUUGAUUCUUAAAUACUUGAAAAUAAAGCUAAAAUAGCUGGGGGAUUAUACUUAAAUUCUUAAUCAUUACAAACUACAACUAAACUUGAUGUUUAUUUAUCAAAUAAUAAUUCAACACUUUUUGGUUCUGAUGUUUUAGAAAAUCCUAGAUCUUUAACAAUGUCUGUUGAUGGAGGAAAAACAUUUCUAGCAAAAAAAUUGAUAUCCAAAACUUCAACAUCAUUAGUUGAAUAAAUUGUCAUUACACCUUAUAAGAUUUUAGGUUAUUCUUAAAAAGUUAAUUUUAUUAUGUUUCCAUCUGGAAGAGCCAUAGGAUCGUAUAAAUAUUUUGAUCAAUAUACAUCUCAGUAUAUUCCUUACAAUCUUACAUUUAGAAUCAUAGCUCUUAACAAAUAUAACACUUAAGAAAAGAAAUUAGAAGGAUCUACUUGCACUAUUACUCCAACCAUUAUGAAUUAUACUAGCAAAGAAAUCCUCACAGGAUUAGUUGGAAGUUUAUCAUAUACAACUGUAAAAUUUAACUAAACUUCUGGCGACUUUAAUUUAGAUGAUUUAAUUAUCUAUUUUAAUCCUACUUAUGAGGCAGAAGUUAUUAUGUAAUUAUCAAUAUUCUGUAAUAUCAUCUCAAUACCUUAAUAUGAAUCUACUCCUCCUUAUUCUAUUAAUAAUACAAUUACAAAUUAUAAAUUAAUAAUUGAUAUAAAAACAUUAUAAUGUUAAUUAGGUGAAUAUUAAAAUGAAACAACAGGUGGUUGUAUAUUAUGUGAUACAAUAUAAAAUUAAUAUUAAGUAAAAUGGAGUGCAUAAAAUUGUAAUUAUAAAGAUGAUUAAACUAUGAAAUCUAUAGAAUCUUCUAUGAUUGAAUUAAGAUCUGGUUAUUGGAGAGCAUAUUAUUAUUCUUAAACAAUAGAAUAUUGUUAUCAUUUAAUAUAAAAUUGUUAAGGAGGAUGGAAACCAGGUGAUUAAUCAUGUAUAUAAGGACAUAUAGGUGCAUUAUGUGAAUAAUGUGAUUUAUAUAAUAUAAUUGGUUAAGGUUCAUAUUCUGUAAGUUCUAAAUAUUCAUGUGGAAAUUGUGAUUAAAUAAUAGGCAAUGUGUUAACAAUCUUUUUUAUAAGUGUCUGGACUCUUAUCUCUAUAUUAAUGUCAGUUAGCAGUACUGUUGAAAUGAUUGAAGAAUUUAUAGCAGGAUUAAGAUUAAAAGCCUUUGGGUUUACUGUGCUAAUUAAACCAGCUUCAACCGCUAUUUUUAUUAAAGUAUUCACAAAUUAUUUACAAAUCAUAUCUACUAUUGCAACAUUCUAACUUUAAGUACCUUCUGGAUUAGCCUCAAUUGUUAAUAGUGUAGGAAAUCCUAUUGAAUCUAUGGCUUAUUCAUUAGAUUGUUUUCUUAUUCAAAUUACAGACAUUGAAAUUAUUUACUUUAGAAUUAUUUGGAGUUUGCUCUUGGCCACUUCAUAUAUUAAAGCUUUUUUUAUAAUUCAGGGCAUUCAAAUAUUGACAAAAUCAAUAAAAUAUAAUACCGCUUUUGUUUCAACUGCCUUAAUUUAUGUUUUUAUUUAUUUACAACCUAAUUUGAUCGGUGGCUUAAUAUCUCUCAUUUCAUAUAGAAUCAUUUCUGAUGAAUAUUGGAUUUAGGGUAAUGUUUCUUAUAGAUAUGAUACAUAUUAACAUGCAAAAUGGUUAGUUUCAUUUUGUUUUCCUCUACUGUUAUUAUUUAGUAUUUUGAUUCCAUUAUAUUUUUGGUAUGGAGUAAGGAAAAACAGAGGUUAAUUAAAUAAGACAGCAGUUCGUUAAAAAUGGGGAUAUUUGUACAAUGAAUAUAAAAUACAUGCAUAUUAUUGGGAAACCAUUAAAAUUUUAUAAAAAGAACUAAUAAUUAUUGUACUUGCAUAUUAUGAUGAUCACAUUGCAAUAAAGGCUUCUCUUGUAUUUUUAGUAUUAUUUGGUUACAGUUUUGUAACAACAUCAUAAAAACCAUAUAUUAGUGGUGAAUUAAAUUAUUUAGAUACAUAAUCAACAAUAGUAUGUGCAGUUUCAAUUAUUUUAGGAAGUUCUAUAAAUACAGCCUAAAAAUCUAAUUUAGUGGAAAUAGUAUGGCCCUUUUAUAUUAUUAUUGGUAUUUUAAAUGCAUAUUUUAUCAUUAAAAUGUUAAUAAAAAUUUUGUUUGCUUAUUUCGAUAAAUUGCAUGAAUAAAUAGAUAAAAUUAAAGAACUAAUUAUAAAGUUUUUUCCCAAUUUAAUACAAAAACAUCCUUUUAUAAAAGAAUUAUUUGAAAGCAGAAAAAAGUAAUAAGCAAGAGUCAAAGGAAGGUUUGCCAAAAUUAAACAUCAUUUGCUACCUUAAGCAAAAUAGAUUCUAUAAUAUAAAAAGUAAAUUUAUAUAUAUAUAUAAUCUUAUAGAUAAAAUAAUUUAGAUUUACCUUGUAAAAUUAAAACAAUAUUAUCUGAAUUUGAUGAAGAUAUAAUUGAACCAAAAAGAGAAUAAAAUAAUGGGAUUAAUUUAGGUAUAAAUAGUCCCUUAUCUCCAGAAAGUAAUUAUGAUAAAGAAGCUAAUGUUGAUUCUUUAUUUAAAAAACCAUAAUCAUCUAAAGUAUACCCAGAAUUAAUUAUUAAUUAUUUGAAUUAAGAUAGUUUAAAAUCAAGUAUCCAUCAAUCUCAAAGUUGA